AUGCUCGUAUUCGCGCCGCUGCUGCUAACUGCGGUAGUAGCUGUACCGACUCAAACUGUGCUCGAAUCAUCUGGUCCUCGACCCCUCGUGAUUUGGCACGGACUCGGAGAUACGGCGCACUCCAAGGGCAUGAACCAGUUUGCUGAUUUCGUACGCGACGAGUAUCCAGGUAUCUUUGUUCAUUCUGUGGUCUCGCCGAAUGGGGGGAGUCCAAGUGACGAGCAGAAGGCUGGAUGGUGGGGUGUUGGCGAAGAGCUAUCGCAAGGCGGGUGCGACCAGAUCAAGAGUAUCCCCGAGCUACAGGACGGGUUCGACGCAAUCGGGUUCAGCCAGGGCGGCCUGUUCCUACGCUGGUACGCGCAGAACUGCGACGGUCCGCCCGUCAAGAAUCUCAUUACUUUCGGCACGCCGCACUUUGGCAUCACGGACCUUAUUCCCUGUCCCGACCCACCCACUUUGACGUGUACUCUUGCGUCGCGGGCAGCCAAAGCGGGGAUCUAUACGCGGUGGGCGCAGUCCCAUCUCAUCCAGGCGCAGUAUUAUCGCGACCCGGUGAGAAUGCGGCAGUUCCUCCAAACCAAUACCUUCCUCCGCGACUUGAACGGCGAGAAAGACAUGGAUGAGGAAGGAGGAUUUAGGCGCGAGAAUGGAGGACGGGGACUGGGCGGGCUGGAGAAUGUCGUCGCCAUCGCGUUUAGGGACGACAUCACCGUCGUUCCGCGUGUUUCGACACACUGGGCCACAAUCGACCCGGACAACUCUUCCCACGUUAUUCCACUCGAGGAACAGGAGAUGUACGUCGGUGACUUUAUCGGACUGAAGCGCCUUGCUCAAAAGGGAGGUCUCCACCGCCUCUUCUGUCCCGGUCAGCACAUGGACCUCGGCGGUGAGGGCGGGUGUGGCGACCGCAUGGUGCGUAAGUGGGUCGGCUGGCCUGCGUAG
Cutaneotrichosporon cavernicola is the source of this 942-nucleotide messenger RNA. RefSeq lists its product as uncharacterized. The transcript is spliced from 4 exons. The record is from RefSeq and is a predicted model, not a curated record. Gene Ontology annotation, cellular component: lysosome. The coding region runs from base 1 to 942 and encodes 313 amino acids. NCBI's taxonomy places the organism in Eukaryota, Fungi, Basidiomycota, Tremellomycetes, Trichosporonales, Trichosporonaceae. Gene Ontology annotation, molecular function: thiolester hydrolase activity; palmitoyl hydrolase activity.